Molecule: messenger RNA, 789 nt
Organism: Cephus cinctus (wheat stem sawfly)
Lineage: Eukaryota; Metazoa; Arthropoda; Insecta; Hymenoptera; Cephidae
Exons: 3
Coding region: 300-701 (133 amino acids)
Source: RefSeq, a predicted model, not a curated record
CUCCCACUGCUACCAACAACGGCAAAAGUACCAUUGGCACUACCGUUACCAUCAUCGCCACUACCAACUGUACUACCACCUGUACCCAGCAUCCCCCAUCAUAGAGGUUUCGUAUCCGACGCGCCAUCCAGCCUGCGCCACUCGCCUCCACUUCUGUAAAAGAGCCAACGCGCAUCGGGAAUCUCGUUCACUCACAACCACCCGAUCGCCGAAGAAGCAUCAGCUGAUUCGUCGCUCCAACCCUUGUUCUUCUCUGCUAAUCACUCAUCGUGAGGAACAACAGUUCGUGACUAUUCAAGAUGAAGAACACGGCAAUCCCGACAUCGGGAUGCUCGGUACUCACCAUUGCCUUGAUUCUUCUGGUCUCCUUCAGCGUCGAAGUUUACGCGAAACGCGGAUGUUCAGCAUUCGGACAUUCAUGUUUUGGUGGCCACGGAAAACGAUCCGAAUCGAAUCCUCUUAACGCCGUCUUGGAGAAUGUUAUUGCCAAUCGAGAGAUUCAGGAUUACGAUGAGCCACGAUCGACUAACGAUUAUUUGUUCCCUGAUGAAAAUCAAAAGGCUCAAGAUCGUCAAUUACGUCACUCUUCCGAUCUGAUACAACCACCUCAGCGACCUGAACGUUAUCCUUUGUCGUUCGUCAUCAAUCAAUGGUUGGCAUCGUAUCGUCGUGCAAAUGGGGCCGAUUUAGAAACCAAAUAAGAAGACGACGUUCUUUCAGCCCCGUUAAAAUAACUAAGCUUAAGAUGGAUAAACAGCAAAAAUAAAUAAAUUAUCGUUAUUGUCGUAA